CCCUCCCCCGCCCCGCCUGAGCUCGGCCCGCCUCCGCACGCAUUCUUUUGGCGCCCGGCGCGCUCCGUAGCUGCGCUCGAGUUCGGAGGUCGCGGGGCGGGUCUGCGUCGGCUGCCGCUGCCGCUACCGCUACCUCAGCCGCGGUCCGCGUCCUGCAUCCCGGUGUUCGGCGAGGCGCGGUCGGAGCGCAGAGCAUGGCCGUGGGCGAGGAGCUCGCGGCGGACGCGCCGGAGGACGGGCCGGAGGACGGAGCGCUGGCUUGCGGCGGCGCCCUCGAGUCGUUCGGCGACAGCGCGGAGACGCGGGCGCUGCUCGGCCGCCUGCGGGCGCUGCUUGGGGACCGCGCGGCCCGGGAGGGCGCCCUGGAGCGGUUCCGAGUAAUAAUGGACAAAUACCAGGAGCAGCCUCACCUGUUGGACCCCCACCUUGAAUGGAUGAUGAACUUGUUGUUGGGCAUAGUGCAAGACCAGACCUCUCCAGCUGAGCUCGUGCAUCUGGCUUUUAAGUUUCUUUACAUCAUCACCAAGGUUCGAGGAUAUAAAACAUUUCUUCGUUUGUUUCCUCAUGAAGUCGCCGAUGUUCAGCCUGUCUUAGACAUGUUCGCACAUCAGAACCCGAGAGACCACGAGACCUGGGAGACCCGCUACAUGCUUCUCCUCUGGCUCUCCGUGGCCUGCCUGAUCCCUUUUGAUUUUUCACGCCUUGAUGGGAACCUGGGAACUCAGCCUGGGCAGACGCGAGUGUCCAUAAUGGACCGUAUUCUCCAGAUAGCAGAGUCCUACUUGGUUGUCAGUGACAAGGCCCGGGAUGCAGCUGCUGUCCUCGUAUCCAAGUUUGUCACGCGGCCCGAUGUCAAAGAGAAGAAGAUGGCGGGUUUCCUGGACUGGAGCCUGUGCACGUUGGCCCGGUCCUCCUUCCAGACCAUCGAGGGGGUCAUCACCAUGGACGGGAUGCUGCAGGCCCUGGCACAAAUAUUUAAGCAUGGAAAGCGUGAAGACUGUUUACCAUAUGCUGCCACCGUCCUGCAGAGCCUGGAUGCCUGCAGGCUCCCUGACAGCAGCCAGACCCUGCUCCGGAAACUCGGGGUGAAGCUCGUGCAGCGGCUGGGCCUGACUUUCCUGAAACCCAGAGUGGCGACAUGGAGGUACCAGCGUGGCUGCCGUUCCUUGGCUGCUAACCUGCAGCUCUGCGCCCAGAGUCUGAGAGAGCCCAGGACGCAUGCUGAGACCCCCGACAGUGAGGAGGGCUACGACGUUCCCGAGGAGGUGGAGAGCGUGAUAGAGCAGCUGCUGGUCGGGCUGAAGGACAAGGAUACGAUCGUGCGCUGGUCUGCGGCCAAAGGAAUUGGCCGGGUGGCUGGAAGGCUCCCCCGCGAGCUGGCGGAUGACGUGCUCGGGUCGGUGCUGGACUGUUUCAGUUUUCAGGAGACGGACAACGCCUGGCACGGGGGGUGUCUGGCACUGGCGGAACUGGGCAGGAGAGGCCUGCUGCUCCCUUCUCGGCUCGCGGAUGUUGUGGCCGUGAUCCUGAAGGCACUGACCUAUGAGGAGAAACGGGGCGCCUGCAGCGUGGGCGCCAACGUCAGAGACGCCGCCUGCUAUGUGUGCUGGGCCUUCGCACGCGCCUACGAGCCGCAGGAGCUGCAGCCCUUUGUGUCCGAGAUUUCCAGUGCGCUGCUCAUCGCCACCGUGUUUGACCGGAAUGUGAAUUGCAGGAAAGCGGCCUCCGCUGCCUUCCAGGAGAAUGUGGGAAGACAGGGUACUUUCCCGCACGGAAUUGACAUUUUGACCAUGGCUGACUAUUUUGCUGUCGGUAACAGAUCUAACUGUUUCCUGGUUAUAAGCAAGUUCAUUGCUGGCUUUCCCGAGUACACACAGCCGAUGAUACACCACCUGGUCACCAUGAAGGUCAACCACUGGGAUGGGGUCAUCAGAGAGCUGUCAGCGAAGGCGUUGCAUAACCUGGUCCAGCUGGCGCCCGCGUACAGCGCCACUCACGUUUUCCCACAGCUGCUGGCGAUGACGCGGAGCCCGGACCUGCACACACGGCACGGGGCCGUGCUGGCCUGUGCAGAGGUCGCCCACAGCCUGCGAGGCCUGGCGGUGCGGGAAUGCAGUGCAGAGGACAGAUCCACUCACCGUCCUGCAGGCCGCUGCGCGUGCAGUAGCGUGUGUCUGAAGGAACAGCCCGUCGCAGACUUCCUGGACGAGACGGCCAUGCAGGGGCUGAAGCAGAUCCAUCAGCAGCUUUACGAUCAUCAUUUGUACAGGGGUCUAGGAGGAGAGCUCAUGAGGCAAGCAGUUUGCGUUUUAAUAGAAAAGUUGUCCGUCUCCAAAAUGCCCUUCAGAGGGGAUGCCGUGCUCGAGGGUUGGCAGUGGCUGAUAAACGACACUCUGAGAAAUCUCCAUCUCAUCUCAAGUCACUCCAGAGAGCAGAUCAAGGACGCGGCCAUCUCAGCCCUGGCCGCCCUCUGCAGCGAGUACUACACGAAGGAGCCCGGGCAGCCAGACCCCGCUGGACAGGAGAGCCUGGUAAAGCAGUACCUCGCCGAGCUUCGGAGCCCAGAGGAGAUGACACGCUGUGGCUUCUCGCUGGCCUUGGGCGCCCUUCCAGGCUUCCUGUUGAAAGGCAAGCUCCGGCAGGUUCUGGCCGGAUUAAGAGCCGUUGCCCACGUCUCCCCCGAGGACGUGAGCUUUGCCGAGUCCAGGCGGGAUGCCCUGAAGGCCAUCGCUAGGGUGUGCCGGACCGUCGGUGUGAGUGCAGAAGGGGCCCCGGAUGAGGUCGUGUGCAGAGAGAACGUUGCCCAGAUUUACUGCACGCUGCUGGAUGGCCUGAGCGACUACACCACCAACAGCCGUGGGGACGUGGGUGCGUGGGUCCGCAAAGCUGCCAUGACCAGUCUGAUGGACCUGACGCUUCUGCUGGGGAGGGACCAGCCUGAGCUGAUCGAGGCCUCCGUCUGUGAGCGGGUCAUGUGCUGCCUGGCCCAGCAGGCCAGUGAGAAGAUCGACCGGUUCCGUGCGCACGCCGCCCACGUGUUCUUGACGCUGCUGCACGCUGCCGGCCCCGCCGGCCCCAUCAUCCCCCACGUGCCCCACCGGGAAGAACUGGAAAAGCUCUUUCCCAGGUCAGACGUGGCGUCCGUGAACUGGAACGCGUCGUCCCAGGCCUUCCCACGCAUCACCCAGCUCUUGGGGCUGCCUGCCUACCGCUACCACGUGCUACUGGGGCUGGCUGUGUCCGUGGGCGGCCUGACAGAGUCCACGGUCCGGCAUUCCACGCAGAGUCUGUUUGCAUACGUGAGCGGCUUGCAGAACGACCGGGGGGCGCUGGAGGACUUCGCCGGGACCCUCCUGCGGGUCUUUGAGGACAAUCUCCUGAAUGACAGGGUGUCCGUGCCGCUGCUGAGAACGCUGGACCAGAUGCUGGCCAAUGGCUGCUUUGACGCCUUCACCACGGAUGCCGACCACCCCUUCUGUGAGAAGCUGCUCGCGCUCUGUAAGGAAGAGAUCAAGAGGUCCAAGGACGUCCAGAAGCUGCGCUCCAGCGUCGCCGUGUUCUGCGGGCUGGUGCAGUUCCCGGGCAGCGUGAGGAAGAAGGUCCUGCUGCAGCUGCUCCUGCUGCUGUGCCACCCGUUCCCUUUGAUCCGCAAAACCACCGCCAGCCAGGUGUAUGAGACGGUGCUCACCUAUAGCGACGUCGUGGGCGCGGACGCACUGGACGAGGUCAUGGCCGUGCUCGGGGGCACUGCCUGGGACGCAGAGCUCCCGCUCAUCAGAGGCCAGCGAAACCGCCUGUGCGACCUCCUCGGAGUGCCCAGACCUCAGCUGGUCCCCAAGGUAACCGCACGCCCCCUCAGGUCCCUCUCUGUGUGAGGCCUCCACAUGUAGCGCCCGCGAGCUCGAGCCCAGGACGUCGUGGGUCCACGCCGCCUGCCCCGUUGGGCCCACACAGCUCUCGGGACCCAUGGGGACACAGCACCACCAGGCUGUCGGGCAGGAGCAGAGCCGAGACUGCGUGCCUGGCCCCAGUCCAGGGGUCCCCAUGCUCGGCCAGCACCCCAGGCAGCUCCUUUUUCUAAAGGGAGCUAACGAGCUGUGCAGGGCAGGCGAGGGGCUGUGUCGGCUGGUGGCCGUGUGGCCUCUCGGGCCCUCGGGAGAGUUGCCCCUGACGCAGCUCUACCUUCUCAGAUGUGGCCUUCCCCCCGUGCUGGAGGCGGCCUCCUCAGGGCCUCUGCGGCUUCUGUUUCCACCACUGUCACCUCCUGGCUACUCAUCCCAGCUGGGGACUGUCACCCUCAGGGUCUCCGGGUCCUGCCAGAGUCGGCCCACGGCCUUGGUGUCUGGUUGUGGCUGCAGUUUUCUGAGGCCACAGGAGCCCAAGCUGUUCUCCCAGGUUCCGUGUGCUCAUGGCAGAAUCAGGACCAACUCACUGUCAGCUUCUGUCUGGGCUGCCGGGACAUCCCCGCUGGGACAGAGCCGUUCUGGCCAGGCUGUGACCCUGGCUCUGGGGAGGAAGGUUGCACAGAAGCCAGUGCCGACAAGCAGGCCCCACGGUGACCGCUGCUCUGGGCAGUGUGCGCGCUUCGUGUCUGCACCUGCGUGUCCCUGGGUGAGGCUGGGCGCCUCUGUGACCUUCCCUGACACGCCUGUCUCCUCUGGGUGGCCUGCCAUUUACACGUCACUCGUAGGGCCUUUGCCCUGGACAUGCAGGCGCCUCGUGCUGUGGGGUGGCCCCCUCAUCCCGAGCCGAUGUCCCCCAACCUGGCACUUCUCCCCUUGUCAUCGUUUGAGGUCCCCUCCCUGCUCCAGGGUCAUGUCUGUCGUCUCUCACAUGUUCUGACAGCUUUGCUGCUGCCCCUUCCACACUGACACUCACAAGCUUGCGUGGCGGGGCCUCGCCUGUGGCCUGAGGGACACGCUUCCACAUGCUCUUGGCCUGGCUCCAUUCUAGCUCCCAGGAGCCGUCACUGCUGUUGUCUGCCAGGGCCCCCUUCCUGUCCUCCGUGGGUCUUCUGUCCGGGAGCUGGCAGCACCGUCUCCAGACCCAGGUGUAGGCGCCGAGCCCUAGAGGAACAGGUGUGGGCUUGUGACAGGUCGUGAUGCUGACGGGUCUGUCCUCUAGUGGUUUCUUCAGCUGUCCUGACUCUUGUCGGCCCUGUGGGUUUCCAGGACGCCCGUACAGUCCACUUGUCAGCUUGCACGACACAGCCGCCAGCAGUCUGGCUGUGGCCGCUUGGAGCCUGUGGAGUGAUGUGUGACAGCUAAGGUGUGUGGUGCCGUCGCCCGGCUGUGAACGUGACACAGUGUCCGGUGACUGGGGGACUCAGUGUCUUACGCUCCCUGGAGGGGGCAGCACACAGCUCUGUGGCCGUGUCCCACGGACCUCUUCUCUUGCUUGGUCAGUUGGGGAGGUCUUCAUGGCCUGUCUGCAGGCUCAUGGCUCUCUCCCUGGCCGUGUCUGCUGGAGCCGUCUUCAUCUCCGUCAGUGAGUUGGGUUUCUAGCACCCCGUCAUUCCUUCUUAGUCACCGUCCCGCAGCCCACACUGUCCGUCUGUCCUCGGCCCACUGGUGUUCUCGGCGUUAUCAGUUGUACAUGUGUGAGGGUUUGUGUCUGUCUGGAAGCUGUAGGUUCCAGAGCUCUGAAUUCCUCCAGCACCCCGUUUGUGUCCCUGACUCGGGGGGGUCCCUGUGUCCUCCUGGGAGUGUCUCACAGCCAGAGCCCUGUGGGGACAUGGCAGGAGGGCGGGGCUUUCUGUGACCCUCUGACCCUUGGUGGGCCUGGGUCUCACCAGUCUCGUCCCAGCUGCAGCGUUUCCAGGCUGCCCCCUGGGGGUCUGGGGGAGGGGGGCUGCAGCUGGUCUUGGCCCUGGAGCCUCUGCUGGAGACGGCCCGGCCGCCGUGACGCACGGUUACUGUGCCGGCCCCGCCAGAGCCUGCAGGGGGCUUCUCGGGGUCUUGACCCGGUGAGCCUGGUGGUUCCCAGAGGAAACCACAGGCCAGUGGGGGCCCCCAGGUCUUCUCGCCCACAGGCUGGUCCAUACACAGCCGGUGGCCUCUGCCCCCGGAGGGUGGUCCUGGCAGGGAGCCUCUGGGUCUGUCCAGUUUCGGGGUCGUGACUCAGGGCCCCAAGGGGGCUGAGGAAAGUGGCCGGUACAGCUUUUCCCCGCCCGGCUCUCCUCUGCCAUCUCCUGUCCUUGGAGCCUCCCACCCUGACACAUCUGGACUCGGCUGUGUUGUGUGCUUGGACGGUCACGUCUGACACCUUGCUGGUGGUGACCAUCUUGGAAGUAUCUUCUUUAGCUCUAAGUGGACUCUGUGCCCUGACGCCUGUCAUGAGCCCCCUGAAGGGAGGAUCUUCCCAGCGUUUCACUUCCAGUCUCUGUUCUCGCAUUUAAGCGGGUCACUGACACACAGCAGGUCCUUAGGUCUGAUUCUGCAGUCCAGUGUGACGACCUUUGUUCACUGGAGCGCUUCUGUCCGCUUUCAUCUCAUGCCGUUACGGAAACCUUCGGGUUCCCACCUGCUGCCGCCGUUUUCUCUUUGGCCACACUGCUUGUCGCUCCUCCGUCUUUGUCUGGAUUGAAGACGCUCCUUGUCAGUUCGCGGCCGUGCUGCUGACCCGUCCCUGAAGUUUUCCUGCCGCUGUGUUGGUGGUCACCCAGGAGGAGACCUCGUCGCAGUCGGAGGGCGGGGUGGGGCUUGGUGUGGGCUCAGGCACCCCUCCUUGCCCCGGGGGCCAUCCUCACACUGACUGCUUGCUGCUGUCAGGUGACCCCAGCCUGUCCUCCCUCAGGCCUUGUCCCACGCCUGCCGGCUGGCCUGUCCCCUUUGCGCCCCUGCGGGUACUUCGGAGGCGAUUCCCGUUUCCACACCUGCCUCCUGGUGCUGAACUGGUGCCGGCCCUUCUCUCAGGGGCCCCUCCACAUGUAGGGACAGGUGCUGAUCUGGUCAGCCCCCAGGUGACACAGAGGGACAGGGUGGCAGGCGGAGCAGAGUGUUGUGACCUUGUGUCAUGGCCCAAGGCAGCAUCAGCUCCCAGCUAAGUGUAUCCACGUUUGUACCAGGAGCUUUUGCACAUGGGUGGGUGAAGUCUGGGAGAACAGCGUAGGAACGGCCCCAAGCGUCUGGGGAGACGGCACCAAACAGCCCACCGAGGGCUGAGGAGAUGGCCCUGACCGCCUGUCCCUGUCCUGUGUCCACAGCCUGCUGCCCGCUGAGGCCGGUCCUGGGCCUUUGUGCCGCCCAGCAGAGAGAAGUCAGCGCAGAAAAGCUGGAUGCAGCUUCGGCCGGUAUGUGACGUGUGCCAAGGGACUUGGAGCUUGUCACUGUCAAGGCAGCUUUUCUCACACGUCCUGCGCUCCAGUGACCUAGCGUGUCGGUGCUACUUCUGUCACUUAACCGCGAGCCCACGUCUUAUAAAGUCUGUGCUGACCAGUG
This is a messenger RNA of Hipposideros armiger (great roundleaf bat), 7439 nucleotides long. RefSeq names its product tubulin folding cofactor D (gene TBCD). Gene Ontology annotation, cellular component: lateral plasma membrane. Gene Ontology annotation, biological process: adherens junction assembly; microtubule cytoskeleton organization; bicellular tight junction assembly. The record is from RefSeq and is a predicted model, not a curated record. The transcript has 39 exons. Gene Ontology annotation, molecular function: GTPase activator activity; beta-tubulin binding. The coding region runs from base 195 to 3875 and encodes 1226 amino acids. Lineage: Eukaryota; Metazoa; Chordata; Mammalia; Chiroptera; Hipposideridae.